AUGGCAAGCAGCAGCGGCUCUAAAGCCGAAUUCAUUGUCGGUGGGAAAUAUAAGCUUGUCAGAAAAAUUGGAUCUGGGUCAUUUGGUGACAUAUACCUGGCGAUCAACAUCACAAAUGGAGAGGUAAAAAACAUUCAAAUAUAAUUUCGACCAAGUGGGUAACUGUUAAUGUUAACUAGCUAACCGUUAGCUCUGUCAAUCAACAGCCAAGCUGACUAAACGAGAUUGAACAGGGGUAUAUUCGUUACGCAAAACGUUUACUGUUUAAGAACCAAACGAAACUGGGAGGAAUUUACAUGAAUUUGUCCAUUAGAAAAUCUAUAUUAAGUUGCAAAAGUUUUCCGUUUAGAAUAAACAGAUUCUGUUGCUAAACGUUUUGCAACAGAAUCGGCCGCAUGAAUACACCCCAGUAGAUUGUUUAGUUAGCGUCAACUAGCCUUGCUUAGCUAACUGAAAUGUUGUCCAACGAUACUGAAUGAUAGCUACGUUAGCCUAGCUAGCCAACUGUCAUCUAAGAUUGUAGAUAUUGGUCAUUGUGAACCGUGUACAUAACGUUAUUUUCUUAGAAAUUAAACGUUUGUUGUACCUAGUAAAUUAGGAUUGCAUUAAUGCAUCUUUAUUUAGUUAAAGUCAGCUAGCCAAUUCGGCUACUGGAAAGUAUGUAGACUGUACUAGGCUACUUAUAACUGAUUCUUUUGUAUUGCAGGAGGUAGCUGUAAAAUUGGAAUCUCAGAAAGCCAGACACCCACAGUUGUUAUAUGAAAGCAAACUGUACAAAAUCUUACAAGGAGGAGUUGGAAUCCCACACAUAAGGUAAUAUACACGUAAUUGUCUUUUGAACACAGUUUAAUAUUUGACAUGUAUUUGAAAAUGAGAGACGAGUCAUAUAUUUGUGCAACAUUUGUACAAAGUUAGAUCUUGCCUGCAAACACAUUUCUAGUUUAUUUUACCAUAUGCCAACUGCAGCUAGCUCUGAUAGCUAACGUUAGCAAACUAGCUGGCAUUAGCUUUAAUCUCCUUGGCUUCAUUAUUUUCCUUGGUCUUUGCUUAUGGAGACGUUGCACAUUUACUUUAAACUUUAAGAUUCUUCGAACGCAAAAUCCGUCAUGAACCAUGUUGGUUUGUUCACUGUUCCAGCUUUAACAUGUUAAGAAAUUAUCAUGCAAUCAAAAAUCGGUGGUUGGAAAUGGCCGCUCCUCUUUUGUUGUUUGUUCCAACAUGUCUUCCUUCCCUGUUAGAAAAUGGCGGCUCAGCGCUAGCGAAAACAACUAUCUGGGCCUAGUGGUUUUGUAUCCUCAAGGUGACUUCAACGCUAAAGUGGCACCUAAUAUAUAACGUCAAACACCGUAAAGUAAUUUAUUUUCGAUUUUGUGGUUUACAGGGCCAUUGAAGAGUGAGACUUGGGUAAUGACACUGAAUUUAGAAUCGAGGCAGGCUGUAAACUGGAUGUGCACUUUUAAAACAGAACUGAGUUGGGGACCAUAGUACUUACACUUUCAACAUAUGUAUUAUCAAGUAUCAGUGAAACACGUAAUUAUGUAUUUUGUUUAGUUGUAAUUUAUGUGAAUUUAGGGUGUUGUGACAAAAUACACCACUGGUUUGCAUUUGACUUGGGAAAAGGACAUACGGAUACUAUUACUAGUGUGUGAAUUGAAUAAAAGUCGUCAAAGUUUGUGAAGAAAGUUACAAUUGGGUUGAAGUUUUGUAACUAUUUGUUUUUGAUAUGCGAGGAAUGGCACAGUCAAUGCUAUUUAAUGCUGAAUAGUUCAUGCUCCGAUUAAGUGUUGAUGGUCCUUAGGCUCUGCUGCUUAGAAUUACUUAAUGGAAGAAAGAUAGGACUACUGGCCCUGCCAUGAUUCUUCUGGAUCAAAUUUCUCCCACAAGAACUCACGCCAUAGUGAUGUAGAGGCUUCUAAGUAUUUAUGUACUACUGAAACAUUUGCAGUAGACAUUUUGGACUUGCCACACCAUUUUAUCUGCUAUUCUCUCCAGGUACCUGCCCUGGGUAUUAACCUUGUAAUGAAUAAGGGCACACUGCCCUAAAUGAGCUAGACAGCUUUGGUGAUUAAGCAAUAAGGUAAAGAUAAUUUCUGAAUAGGACAGGGUAACGCCCCUGUGUCCCUGGAGUCCACAUAAGAUACUAGAGCAAUAAGUAAGCAGACUAGUUUCACCGCUUACUUCCUUGGUUAUACAAUUUAAUCAAAGCCUUUUUUGUUAGGUGAGGUUUGCAUUGAGCUUUGUCAUGGUGCACCCUGUGGACUGCUUGGAGAAAUAAGAAAGUGGUUGUAUAAGCGGGUGUUUCAUGCUCCCUCUAUACUGUCAUAGUCGGUUGUUUGUUUUCAGGUACAUCAUCAGCAUGUGGCUGGUGCACCUGUCUAGUUCUGAGCUUGGGGACAUUCCUGUUAUGGAACUCACCUGACAGUUCUGCAAACAUUCUGGAAAACUGGCACCACUUAAUUGACCUCAGGUGUAAUGUGUUGGUGAGCUAAGUUAUUGACAUGAAAAAAUGCCAUUCUAUUACUGCGUAGUGAGUUUGCAAACAACUUUCUCUUUAGUAAAGAAAAAGACCAACAGAUGAAGUCCACUGGAAACGUAAAACUAUAAAGUGUCCUCCCUACUUCAGCUCACGCUAUAACCAGUACUGCAGCUGCAAUGAAUGAGUAUAGCAAAGUGUUUCUAUAAGCGUGAAUUAUUAGCGGCUUCUUUUUUUUAUAUCAAGGAAUAUUUCACUUUCUCUGGUCAUAGGAGUAACAGCAUGAAUUGGUGCACGAGGCAGCAAUAUUGCAGUGCGACUUGAGUUUCGCCGUCAGUUGGAAGACUGUCCCCUUUUCUCAGAGGAGGGAGGGAUGGUGAGUUGGUGAAAGACAGACUCACCGCUAGCUUCGAUGCAACCAAGAGUUUUUACACAGCACAAUGUAAAAACUCAAACUGUCUUGGUUGCAUCGCAGUUACCUCAAUGCUGCUCUUCCUCCCUCAGACUUACCAUCAGAUGAAGGCCAUCAGUCCAGUAAAAUAAAAUAUAUUAAAAGUGAGAUUAUUCUCACUCAGCUGUGCCUCACAAGUAAUACAACAAAUGAUCUAUUACCAGUGUGAUCAUAUACCUCAAAUGUAGAAUAUAAUUUCUAAAUGGUCUGAGAAAAACAACAUUGGCAGGCAAUUCAAGCAUAGCCAAUAUGCAGUGAUAACGUAUUGGGCCUAUAGCCUACUGCAGUGGUUCCCAACCUUUUUCGGUUACUGUACCACCAACAGAAUUUUGGUUUGCCCGGAGUACCCCUGAAGUACCCCAUGUGCAUUUUACCAGUAGGCUAUGGUCUCAUGAGUCUUCUCAAAUACCCCCUGUGGAUAGGCCAAGUACCCCCAGGGGUCCUAGUACCCCUGGUUGGGAACCACUGGCCUACUGCACAAACCUCAUUGCUACAGAACUGUUUUUACCAAAGAUGCAUAGACGUACAUUUUAGUAGUCUAGUAGUGUUAAAAAAAAAUCUGAGCUGUAGAUCUCUGCUUGCAUUUUGACUCAAAGUGAUCUUGACUCAGAAGGUUGGUGACGCUGCUCUACGACAUCCACAACUGUUUGAGCUACAAACGAAUAAGUCACCCCCAUCGAAAGAUGGGACUCUCACAAACACGACAAUGUUUGUUUCGCUCUACGACAUCCACAAGCUUUACGGCAGUCGCCUGAACGCCGUCCUAAUUUCGACGAGGUUUUCUCACAAGACCGACUGUCCAGACCGAACAGUUGGCGCUACAAACUGUCAACAAUAUAGAAAGGGGAGACUCUCAUGAAUGUCUGUUUUUCGACGCACACAAGCUUCAGUGGAGUCGUCUGAAGGUAACCCAGUACUGUGCUGUAAAAAUGGCACAGCGUGCAUAGGGGGUAUGCAGCCUGAGUUUUCUUAUCUCAGAUAUAACACUUCUUAUGGUUUAUUUUUUGACUCUCUGUUUUGCCAUGUACAAAUGCCUUAUUCAAUGCAUUUCUAUGGGCUAAAGCACAAAAAUACAAUGUUAUAUCAAAUAUACCGUACCAGUCAAAAGUUUGGACACCUACUCAUUUAAGGCUUUUUCUUUAUUUACUAUUUUUACUACAUUCUAUAUAUAUAUAUAGCCAAAAGUUUGGACACCUACUCAUUCAAGUGUUUUUAUUUCUAUAUUGUAGAAUAAUAGUGUACACAUCAAAACUAUGAAACAACACAUAUGGAAUCAUGUAGUAACCAAAUAAGUGUUAAACAAAUCAAAAUAUACUUUAUUUGAGACUUUUAAAAGUAGCCACCCUUUGCCUUGAUGACAGCUUUGCACACUCUUGCACCGGUUUUGUUGAGUAAUUGAAGCAAAUAAACGCCUGGGCUAUUAUUCCAAGUUUUACGGUAUUUGAAGACAAUUCUUGUGGACCUUGGCAUGAUGGCUUACUGGUAACCUGAACACUAGAGCUGCAUUCUGUGACUUAGCUACAUACCGUGUAGAUGAGACCCGUUUUGUGUUAACUCCAGUCAUGGAUAUGCCCAGCCCUUGGCUGUUGGCAGGUAAAGAGCGGAAUUUCUAAUUUGCAUGAAUGAAAGCAGAGACUGGGAGUUACCUUGGCAAAGGCCUUUUCAGAAUUCUUGUUACCGGUACAUUUAAUUAAUUUUGCAUUAAUGUGCGCUGCAGGGCAGUACAGGCUUUGAGGCCUAGUGAGUAGUGUCAGAAGCUGUAAAGUGUGGUUUUGAAUUUAGCCGUUUUAGAGUGUUUGGGAAGCUUGUUACUGUAGGACAUAGCAGGAAGAUUAAAAUAAUUCAUGGAACUUUUUCAAAGCCAGAAGAACCUGCUGAAGAAGCCCCACCUCCCCACUCUGCCUGUUGCAAUUGAAUGGCUGUGUUGUAAUCAACAGGAAGGGAAGUCUCAUGCUUGUGCAUUCCCUCUUGGUUCCAUUGAGAUUAUGAAACCUUGCUCUUUUUUUAAUUCCACCUUCAAAAAAUGCAAUGCCCAUCUAUUCGUUAAUGACAUGUCUCUUGUUUCUUUCCUUAAUUGAGUCCCUUUUGUAGUUGCAUGUUGGUUAGGGUCUCAUAAGCUUGGGUUUCUACUGAUAUUAUGCCCAUAUUUCUUUUGUUUUUGAGCAGCGUGCUGUUGGCCUCUCUAAAAGAGGAAAUUAGUCUCACAAAGAGGCCUGUAGUUUCCUUUAAUGCGUUUGCCCGAGCAGUAUUUAUGAACAGUAUUCAACUAGUGGAUUGCUUAUUGUGCUUGGACUCUAAUUGACUGUAGUUUAACAUGUAGCCUAGAUGGCAUACACAUUCUCUGUACAAUUUUAUUUAUAUGGUUUAAGUACGGUGUUGUCUGCCCUGAUUUUCCAGGGUUCUUCGUAUUCACAAUGUAUUUUUUCUGUCAAAACCCUCUAUUUGACAUUUUCUCCAUAUUGAUAAAAUGUAGCAGUACACUUUCAGCAUGUCAAGGUACAUGGUUUAUCAGCAUAUUGAGCGUUUCCUGUUUUGCGUUCUGAAGAUUGGCAUGUUUUAAAUUAGUCUGUAUCUGAAUUGGCUCUGGCCUGGAAUUUUCCACUGACAAUUCCAAUAUGGAUCUACCCACCUCUAGAGCUUUGCAUAGGCCUACCACAUUUUACCACCAUACUUUUUGGCAGCUACAUGUUGGCUGUUACUCAUGUGCUAGGGGGGCUGUGUCCAGGGGUGUGUAAGGUUGUUGAAGUGCAGAGUUUGGAAUGGUUUGCUUAAUUCAAGGUACAUUUGCUCUUCUGCCAUCAUGGACGGUCUUUUGAAAUGCUGUUGACCAACAACACCCUUACAGUGCUCGACAUUAACGCUUGUCCUCUUGUCCGGAACAAGUAAAAAAAUAAUAAUAAUAAAGAAUAUAGAUUUGGUUGUCCAAAUGAACAAGUAUAAAAAAUAAUCACAAACAAUUACUGCAAUAAGAUUUGGAUCAGAGAGGCCAAUAUUGGAAAAAUAUUGAAAUGUAUUUUUCAUGUAAGUAAAUAAAUAAAGCCUACAUGUAUAUUGGCUACAGCCUCGUGUCCAAACCAAUGCUGACAUAAGGGAGGCGCCAGAAAAUGGAGCCAAAAUUGAGACUUUUAAUUACAUAAAUAUAGGCUAAAUGCCGGUCAUGUUUGACGACUAAUAAUGAAGGAUGAUUAAACAUUAACGUCUAAAGACUUGAUUCUGUCGACAUACUCGAGGCACGGUGUGUUCAGAUGGUCACAAUACCGGAGAGUGAAGGACCGUGCCUGUUGCUCACCGCACAUCACCCACCUUGAAUCUGAGCGGAGGCGCUCAGCAUUUUGAAACUGUUUAACCAUAAACUUAAUUGUUUAAAACUUGGACAAUUUGUUAUUUUAUGAAACAUUUCUUACUUUGUUUCUAAGUAGCCUAGCCAAAAUAAGACCAUAGAAAUGUUGAGGGAAUUAUUAUAUAAACAUUUGGGUAUAAUAUGCCAUUGAAAGCAGAAUUCAUGUUCUAUUGGUUUUCAAAUCAACAUUUUUUUCAUUCUUCAGCAGCCAAAGGCAUAGUCCUAGUCAUAAGUAAACCAUGCUAGUUGAUGCAUCUCUAGAUCUCCACUCUUUCUUAAUUUUAAUCUGUCACAGGAAACCGCUCACGCGUGCAGUGCUUUUAUUUUCUAAAGUGGUGUCUGGAAAUAAUACAAUGAUGUAAAAGUUGUUAAAGACCAUUUUAAAUUUUUGGACAAGUGACUUGAUCUAUUGGACAAGAAAAAAUCAAGCCCUGCCAUAGCUAAUUCCAAAACGAUCUAUCUGUUAAAUUUUUUUGCCUGACUCUGUUUGUUUUUCCCCAAUUUCCGCUUCCUCCGGUUUCCGUUUUCGCUCUCAAAAUCACACGUAAAAAAACAACAACAUCUAAUCUAAGUCUGCAACAAUGCUUAAACAACAUCAGGAGACCACUUUUGAGGUCUGGGAAAAAGGUGAGAAAUUUAGAUUUUGGGGUGUAAUUUUCCCUUUUAAAUUCCAGUGCUCACAGCAAGAGGCUGUUUAGCUGUGUUUUUGUAGCGCACAUGUGAUGUUAGUUUGCUAAACAAAAUACCCAUUGAUUGAUGCAAAUAAUUAAGAUUUAAUUCUGCCAGGUUAAUAGGGAUGUAACGAUUCACUGAUAGGCAUCAGGUCCCAAUUCACAUUUUUAAGAUGGAUGUAGCAUGCAUCGGUCCAUUUUUUUCUCUCCAAAUGUUACGAAUCGCCGGUUCACCAUUUCCUUUGCUCAUAUUUUUACUUUCUACCUUCCCAAAUUACCUUGUAUUUUGUAACAACUGAUGCGUCCUCUCCUUCAGUGUCGAACUAAGCAUGUAACUGUGUUGAGUCAUUGAUCAAGUCAUUUUGCAUGCUGAACAACCCAGGCAAUAUCAGUAGCCUAGUCAAACUGUGCGCUGACCAAGUGGUAGGCCGCACGUCACCUUCAGCAUUCAAAUGUUUCUAAUGGCUUAAGCAAUGUUAUUAUUAUUAUUAUUAUUAUUAACAAUAGUAUUAUUAUUAUUGGAAUGGCAACUGUCAUUUGCUUGGUUAUUGUUAUCAAAUGCGCUGUUGAAAAUUGUGUUUUAGGCUACAUUCGAUUUUAUUUCAAUUGUUCAGGUUCACCAUCAGCAGUAGUUUUGGUAGUUUUGCCUUAAACAAUCAGUGUAUAUGGUCAUUUUUAGAUAUACUGGGUAAAGUUGAUAAUUUCAUAACAGGCACAGGAAUGUAUUUUUCUACCCGCACUGCACGGGUCAAAGCAGGAGGAAAAUAACUUCCAAACAGUCUAAACCAUUCGAAUUUGAGAUGACGGUGAAAUCCAAAGUUGUGCUAUAUAUAUUCAUUGGCUAUGUCAUAGCUAAUUUAAGAUAAAUAUUCAUACAUUACUAGCUCAAACUUUGAAUCUGCAAAAAUGACAUUAAUUAGUGGGUGAUGGUGAUUUCCGAAUCACUGAUGCAUUCUGUUCAUGUCUAAUGAUAAACUUGGGCAAAUUAAUAAAUGUUCAAUACAGUUCAUUUUUUGGGGGGCGACUUCACUUCAGCCCCCCCGACGUAGAAUAUCAUUGAAUUACAAUAUCCUGAAAUGUGCACCAUCAAACAAUUUACAAACAAUUUAUUUACUCCAUCACCCAUGUUUGUUUCUGGUCCUUCUCUCCUCCAGGCAUUGAUGCUGUUGAACUGGGAUGUACAGUUUUUCUUGCCACCACAAAUCAAAUGACAAAACCUUAAAAUCAAUUGCAUUUUCAUCUCAAAUCAUAAUGGAAAAGGCAUCAAUAAAUACAUUUAUUCAAGAACAUUGAUCUUUCUCAAAAACGUUUGUAUAUUGUCCCAUACAAUUUUGAAUCUUCAAGUUCUUCCACACCGAUCUUGACAAACCAUUUCUGUAUGGACCUCGCUUUGGGCACGGGGGCAUUGUCAUGCUGAAACAGGAAAGGGCCUUCCCUAAACUGUUGCCACCAAAGGUGGAAGCACAGAAUCGUCUAGAAUGUCAUUGUAUGCUGUAGCGUUAAGAUUUCCCUUCACUGGAACUAAGGGGCCUAGCCCGAACCAUGGAAAAACAGCCCCAGACCAUUAUUCCUCCUCCACCAAACUUUACAGUUUGCACUAUGCAGAGAGCGUUCUCCUGGCAUCCGCCAAACCCAGAUUAGUCCGUUGGGCUGCCAGAUGGUGAAGUGUGAUUAAUCACUCCAGAGAACACGUUUCCACUGCUCCAGAGUCCAAGUGCGGCAAGCUUUACACAACUCCAGCCAACGCUUGGCAUUACGUAUGAUGAUCUUAGGCUUGUGUGCGUCUGCUCAGCCAUGGAAACACAUUUCGUGAAGCUUCCGACGAACAGUUAUUGUGCUGAAGUUGCUUUCAGAUACAGUUUGGGACUCGGUAGUGAGUGUUGCAACCGAGGACAGACGAUUUUUACACACUACGUGCUUCAGCACUCAGCGGUCCUUUUCUGUGAGUUUGUGUGGCCUACCACUGCGCUGCUGAGCCGUUGUUGCUCCUAGACGUUUCCACUUCACAAUAACAGCACUUAUAGUUCACCGGGGAAGCUCUAGCAGGGCAGAAAUUUGACCAACUAAUUUGUUGGAAAGGUGGCAUCCUAUGACGGUGCCACGUUGAAAGACACUGAGUUCUUCAGUAAGGGCGUUCUACUGCCAAUGUUUGUCUAUGGAGAUUGUAUGGUUGUGUGCUCGAUUUUUUACACCUGUCAGCAACGGGUGUGGCUGAAAUAGCCCAAUCCACUAAUUUGAAGGGGUGUCCACAUACUUUGUAUAAAUAGUGUACGUCGUUCCCCUACAAUACCUCUUUUUUUUUUGGUGGAUUCUUGGACAAGAUGGUUGCCUGGCGACUGCUGGUCUGGCAGUGUACUGGAGAGGUGUUGGGAGUCCCCCUGACCUCUAAUGGCAGAGCUGUGAAGAUUACAUUUGACUCUUUAACUAGCACCAGGCCCUGCUUUAAAAAUGAAACCACCCUGUUAAUGAUAGAUAAGGCCUCUGUAAUUCACUAGAGUCCCAGGGGUUUUGAUGGGGUUAUGAUUACCCCCAUGCUCUUUAAAUGUUGCAGAGGCCUAAUAAAUUACUCUGUGAUUGCUAUGCAAAUUACUACACAUUUUUACCUAAGACAACGCCAAUACAUAACUUUUGUUCUGAGUUAGCAUGAAUAUUGACGUAUGGCUGGUGCUGUCUUGCAGGUGGUAUGGCCAAGAAAAAGACUACAAUGUCCUAGUGAUGGACCUGCUGGGACCCAGUCUGGAAGACCUCUUCAACUUCUGCUCACGCAGGUUCACCAUGAAAACUGUACUAAUGCUCGCAGACCAGGUAAGGCUCGGUUGAAUCAUUGCUCCUUAUCUUGCACUUUGGCCCCUUAACUUCGUCUGGUUGCUUUUUUUGUUUUUAUUAAGAUAAACACAAAACAUAUAGAUUUUCUGGCUGCAAAAGGGAGAAUGACUAGAAACACACAUUUUUAUGAAACGUUUGAAAAUGGGUUUACAAGAACACCAGUCUAUUUUCAAGUUCUUGCGUUAACUGAUUGAGAGCCAUUUUUUUCCACAGAUGAUCAGCAGAAUCGAGUAUGUGCACACAAAGAACUUCAUUCACAGAGAUAUCAAGCCAGACAACUUUUUAAUGGGUAUUGGCCGUCACUGUAACAAGGUAAGCUUACAGCAGUUUCCCUGUCCUGAGAUGCAUUAAGUGGACUGAAUCUCUGACCUAGUUACUGCUUUUGUUUAUACUUCAUUGUGUGAAAUGAUACAAGUAGCCCAAAUUAUCUAGUUUUUAUACGUUUUGGUGGUGCCAAGUAUUUUUUGUAGAAAAUAUUCAUAAUAUAAUCCUCAGUGAGGCUAAUCAUGUGAUUAUUUUCUUUGAAUAGGCUGCAUGUCCUGGGUAAUGGACAUUUAAGGCUAGUUGUUUGUGGUUGGUUUAGUCCACUUGUUAAGGAUGGAAUUGUUUUAAGGUACUUUUACGGCCAGGUAAUACAGGCCCUCUGGUUUCUUAGACAGCAUUAUAGUUGUGGAUCUCUUUCAGAUCAUAGACAGGUGUUAGUAAGACUACAAAAAGGUUUCUGCAUGAUGUGUAAUCCCAUUUAUUCUUUCCCCCUUGCAGAAAAUCAUUUAAAGGCAUUUUGUGAUAAUUUUUUCAUAUACAAACUGUAUUCAAGUUGCCUGAUUUGUAUUUUGUUUUUUAAAUAACUCACUAUUUUGAGCCCUUGCAGACAGGCAACAUUUGGCAAAGUUAAAGCAGGAUGUGUGUUUUAACACAGACCUGUCCACAUGAACUGUGGCGGUCGUUAGUGUUAAUGUGAUAUAAACUUAUCAGUCAGCAUCAGGCUAGUCUAAUUAAAACGAAGCAGUACCUUUUGGGGUAUUCAAGCUUUGAAGCCUGUAUUACCAUUUUUGACAGUGCUGUCUGGAAUAAGUGUUUACCAUUGUGUGUCUGUGUGAAUGCCAGCCUCAAGCUUUUUUACAUACACAUGAAAUUGUCACUUUUUUUUUUUUUUUUUUACUAAACUCCACCAACAUUAUAAAGGGUGCACAUACAAUCCUUUUGGACUGCAAGCUCUGACACCCAAGCCUGAGAAGUCUUGCGCAGGGUGUGCACUGAACUCAAUGGAUGGGAAGACAUGGCAGAUUAGUAGCUUUUGCGAACCCCACUCUAUCCUCUUGAUGUUUAAAAUGAACUGCCUUUCUCUUCACUUGAACUCGUUCCGCAUUCUGCUUCCAACCUGCUCUUUUACAAUGGUGCUUAUUAAACCCCUUAGCUUGUGCCCAAAAGGGUGGUAGCCUUUAAUUCAGGAAGUGUGUUUCUGAAUUAGUCUUCAUUUGGACAUAGCUCCAUUGAUGAAAAUAAAUCUAACAUUUUGCUAACAGUAGAGUGAAGAGCAAUAGUUAAACUUUAACCCCCCACUCUUUAAUCGAUUGCUAGUGUACACCGCACCAACAAUAGAUUUUUCCCUAUUGUUUUGAGAGUGAUACUCAGCUUGGCAUCAUUGUAAUCUAAUUGCUUGUUUUUUUGCUUUGUCCUGGGCUGUUCAAUAGAAAUCUUCUAAGUAAGAGCCACUAUCAUAAAGGCUGUCCUGUCAUGCAUCUCUCGCAGCUAUGCUAAAUCUACUCCAUGUAUUGACGGCUCCAUGCAGAUUGAUUCAUGUUCCUUUCUAACUGCAUGCUUUUCCUCUGUUUUGCGCUGUAGAGCUGCUCGUUGCCAGAUUGGGCUUUUCCAAAGUAUUCUACCCUCUUCCUUACUGAAGGUGUCCACCGUUUCCAAGCCAUCAGAAUAAACUUUUAAACAAUUAUUUGAUCCAUUGCUUCCUGUGAGAUAUCAAGGAGGUGGUGGGGUUGGGUGGCAGCGUUUUUUUACAAAGCUUUUUCACACCUUAUUGUUAAAUGAGUGCCCAUUUUAGGGAAUGGCCUUAAUUAUUUGCCUUCUCUUUUAACCCUAGUUGUGCCAGUAAGUCAACUGCAUAUUGUGUUCUGUACCCAGGCAGACUGUUACUCCAAAUUUGUAAAAUGAUUAUCGUAAAAAGCACUGGUGUGGCACUGCUAGCGUUAAAUGCUGCAAUAUCAAAAAGCCACUGCAAAGUCAAAAACGCGAAACAGGCUUGGAAAUAAGUGUUUGCUUUUUUAGCAAGAUAAAAUAACUUAGGGAUUGGGCAGUUAUAUUGUCUUCAGUUCUGCCUCUGACUGAAAUUGGUAUGGCAGUGUGGACUGCAUAUCCUGCAGGACAUCCCACCCCCAUCUGCCUAAAUACUGGCUUGCAUCUAAGCCCAGGCUGACUCUUCUCUGAAUUUAGCUCAUAUGCUUGCUGGUGGACGAAGGAUGGCCUUGGGCUUUCUCUCCCCUCCCCUUUUCCUCCCUCUCCUCCCGUUCUUUUUCUGAGCCUUGGUGUUGCCUGUCUGCGCUGGCCUUGUGGGGUUGUCAGCAAUCCUGUUUGAUGCACUGCACCCUCUAUUGUUUGUUCAGUGUUUAGAAUCUCCAGUGGGGAAGAGGAAAAGAAGCUUGGCUGUUAGUUCUUCUCAGGACCCAUCUUUCUCAGGAUUAAACCAGGUCUGAAACCACAACCGCCUCUUAAUACUCCCCCAACUUCUGUUGACCUUUUUAUUUUAUUUUAUACCCAUUUAGAAGCAGUACUACUUUUUUAUUUAAUUUGGUCAAUAAUUUAUGACCACCGUAUUGGCAUUAAACCAGACACACAUGUUAAACAGAUCUAGAGAUUAACACCAAAUCCAGAUUGCAGGGAUCUGAGAGUAGGUGGAUAAAGGACAUGGUGACUAGUAGCGGGAGAUGCUGUUGAAUUUUCUGGAGGAUGGUUUUUUUGAGGGGACACGCUCUCCUCUCAUUUGAAGUGGUCAUGGUGCUAAUUUAUAUUUUGGAUGCUUUUCCAUUUCCUUGGAGCUGUUUUCACUGAGUUUUUCGUGCCAGCUAAACAAUAUUAUUUUCUCUUCUUAGUUUCCCAAAUUAUCAUUUCCUUCUGGGUUUUAGGAUACUCAACACAGGAAAAUAUCAGUCACUAACCCUUAUGAGUAGUGUGUCCAUUUCAAGUGACCGUGCUGGCCAAAACAAGCCAAAAUUGAGGUGAGAUCACAGGGCAAUAUUUUCAAGUUCGUAAAGAUUUUCUGUCUGCUCAGCAGAGCUGUAGCUACUUGGUUUAUAUGACUUGCACCUUGGCAUUACAGAGGAGGGAUAACUGGGCCAUGUGGCUGUGAGAACUGUGCUGUGGUGAUGCCUCUCUGUUCCAGAGCAACUGGCAAUGUGGCAGCCUUUGAGCUGGUCUGAACCAGCUGCCUGUUAACAGAGACAGUGCUGCUGACUUCACAGCCUGCCUGGCCUGGCCAACUGUUGGCCAGCAGCCAGAGGCAUAAUGAGCAGAAAAAAAGGAGUGUUUGGAAAUACAGGGCCUGAAAAGCCCGACUGAGGACCUGCACGGCAGACGGGUGUGGUUAGGUUAUACAUGCUCGCAGACCUAAAGUUCCUUCAACAUUUUUCAGUUUUUUCAAGUUGGAAGAGAACUAGACUGUGCUUGAAGGCUAAUUACUAGUAUGGCAUUGCAUAACCAGAACCCUCAGUCAGAAAAUGAUCAUACAUACUUUGACUUAGCUUUAAAAGUAUCUAGGUUUGUGCUACUUUGUUUCACAGGUUGGUUUGUUAGGAUGGGCCUGUUGAGUCAAUAUGGUUGUUUUUGAGAUGAAUGUUUCAGUAUGUUGACUAAAAUUGUUCCAGUAGGAACCAAAAAUCCAAGAAAUGGAGUGACUCGGCAUGUUAGAGCUGAAACCAACAUGUACAGUGAGGGAAAAAAGUAUUUGAUCCCCUGCUGAUUUUGUACGUUUGCCCACUGACAAAGAAAUGAUCAGUCUAUAAUUUUAAUGGUAGGUUUAUUUGAACAGUGAGACAGAAUAACAACAACAAAAUCCCAAAAAAAGAUUUCUGGCUUCCAGGUGUCUUUUAUACAGGUAAUGAGCUGAGAUUAGGAGCACACUCUUAAAGGGAGUGCUCCUAAUCUCAGCUUGUUACCUGUAUAGUCACCUGUCCACAGAAGCAAUCAAUCAAUCAGAUUCCAAACUCUCCACCAUGGCCAAGACCAAAGAGCUCUCCAAGGAUGUCAGGGACAAGAUUGUAGACUUACACAAGGCUGGAAUGGGCUACAAGACCAUCGCCAAGCAGCUUGGUGAGAAGGUGACAACAGUUGGUGAGAUUAUUCGCAAAUGGAAGAAACACAAAAUAAGUGUCAAUCUGUCUCGGCCUGGGGCUCCAUGCAAGAUCUCACCUCGUGGAGUUGCAAUGAUCAUGAGAACGGUGAGGAACCAGCCCAGAACUACACGGGAGGAUCUUGUCAAUGAUCUCAAGGCAGCUGGGACCAUAGUCACCAAGAAAACAAUUGGUAACACUACGCCGUGAAGGACUGAAAUCCUGCAGCGCCCUGCAAGGUCCCCCUGCUCAAGAAAGCACAUAUACAGGCCCGUCUGAAGUUUGCCAAUGAACAUCUGAAUGAUUCAGAGGAGAACUGGGUGAAAGUGUUGUGGUCAGAUGAGACCAGAAUGGAGCUCUUUGGCAUCAACUCAACGUGUUUGGAGGAGGAGGAAUUCUACCUAUGACCCCAAGAGCACCACCCCCACCGUCAAACAUGGAGGUGGAAACAUUAUGCUUUGGGGGUGUUUUUCUGCUAAGGGGACAGGACAACUUCACCGCAUCAAAGAGACGAUGGAUGGGGUCAUGUACUGUCAAAUCUUGGGUGAGAACCUCCUUCCCUCAGCUAGGGCAUUGAAAAUGGGUCGUGGAUGUGUAUUCCAGCAUGACAAUGACCCAAAACACACGGCCAAGGCAACAAAGGAGUGGCUCAAGAAGAAGCACAUUAAGGUCCUGGAGUGGCCUAGCCAGUCUCCAGACCUUAAUCCCAUAGAAAAUCUGUGGAGGGAGCUGAAGGUUCGAGUUGCCAAACGUCAGCCUCGAAACCUUAAUGACUUGGAGAAGAUCUGCAAAGAGGAGUGGGACAAAAUCCCUCCUGAGAUGUGUGCAAACCUGGUGGCCAACUACAAGAAACAUCUGACCUCUGUGAUUGCCAACAAGGGUUUUGCCACCAAGUACUAAGUCAUGUUUUUCAGAGGGGUCAAAUACUUAUUUCCCUCAUUAAAAUGCAAAUCAAUUUAUAACAUUUUUGACAUGCGUUUUUCUGGAUUUGUUUGUUGUUAUGUCUCUCACUGUUCAAAUAAACCUACCAUUAAUAUGAUAGACUGAUCAUUUCUUUGUCAGUGGGCAAACGUACAAAAUCAGCAGGGGAUCAAAUACUUUUUUCCCUCACUAUGUAUUUUGAAAGUCAUUGGCCUGUUAGAUGAGCUAAGUUCUGAUGUUUAAGUAUUUUUUUGCAAGGUAACUGAUCCCCCUUUCACAAUUGCCAUUAAUGUUGUAGCAGUAUGUUAACGUCUCCUCUUCCUUCAACAUUCAUGGAUGGAGAAAAUGGGAAGCAUUUGGUCAGAACGGGUCAGGCUUUUUUGUGAAAAUUAAAUAGGUUGUGUAUUUGGACCACAUUUCUACUGAUUGUUCAAAUUAUGAAACUAACUUUCAGCAAUCAUUUGACUGUACGCAUUGUUCAUGCAAGUUCUGUAGGCUUAAUAGUUGACAAACGCUUACCAGAUAGCAGCUUGCUUCAAUUUAAUGCGUUCUUGGUUUUCUGUUUCAGCGCUGCAGGUUUAAUGGAAGCUCCUCAAGCGCAAGCGUUUGUUCUGUGAAAGCUGGAAUAUGCUAUUUAGGGUAGCCACUCGCCUUGCUACAUUGUGUAUUUAUAGACUCUAAAAUGUUCCAUUCUGUUUGCAAUAAACUUGCUAUUGAACUAAAACGAAAGGUACCUCAGGACAGAAGAAAAAGGCGCAAGUUAAUGAAUAAUGUGGAAAAGUGAGUUUGCAGCAAGUGGACGCUUGCGUGUGGAACUGCCUUUUCUCCUGACCAGACUUUUCAGAUAGAAGCGUCCAAAUUAAAUUUCACGGUUGGUGUAGCUAAUUGUCUUGACAACAGGAAAUAAGGUUUGAAUCCCUGGUUGAGCCAAGCAAGCUGAGGCAUGGCUGAGUGGAUCCGUUUCAAUAUGACUGCAGCCGCCAGUCAGUCAAUGCUGCCUCAGUGAAACACUUCUGUUGGGCGAGGCACUUUCUCAGGGACUGCAACCUGCAGUUGUGCGUGGGCAGUAGAGUGGAGUAGUAUGGCAGGCAGUACACAAAUGAGAUGUCAUUCCGAUCCAAGACAGACAUUGAAGGCCGAUGCUUUCAACGACCUUAAAGAGGGCUUUUAACAGACAGGGAGCUUAUUAGUGAAAUGAAAUUGUUCUUGAGUUUCCUGCAGAAAUUCCAUUUGCCUCAGACUUUGACCCCUGGAUGUUUUCCUGAUCCUGCCAUCACAUGGCCAGCAUUGUUUUCAUAGAUAACAAUCAGGGGCCUUGAGAAUGGCUGCUUCUCUAGUCAAAUGGUACACAGGGCAAAGCAGGAAAUUGGAAGAAUAGGCCCAUGGUCUCUCACAGCGGCAGCCUCCAUUUUUGUCAACCGCUCCUCUGAAUCAGGAUAACUUUAAAAUGUCAGAUGUUUUUUUCUUUCUCCCCCUCCUUUUACAGUUGUUCCUCAUCGACUUUGGUCUGGCCAAAAAAUACAGGGACAACAGGACACGACAGCACAUACCCUACAGAGAAGACAAAAAUCUCACAGGCACAGCUCGCUAUGCCAGCAUCAACGCACACCUGGGCAUCGAACAGAGGUAAGAGCAGUUCACCACCCAGUAAUAUAUUUCGGCCUUCGCUGGAUAUUCUCUAAUCCUUCCUCGUUUGUACACUAAUAGGCCGCAGUGUUUAGGAUCCUAGGACUUAAUAUGUUGGUUAAUGGGUCUCUUCCCCCACUUAUCGGUAUCCACUCAUUUUUUUGUGGCACGAAGGAGCUUUUGAUGUUCAGACUGUUUGUUUGUUCCUGCUGGGGCUGCAGAGUGGCUCUCGAAGGACUUGUCCUCAUGAUGACCAAGCUGCUUCCAUUGGUCGAUCUAGAAUCUAGCAGCCACCAACGGCUGCACUUCCCAUUGACCCAGAAUCCCAGUUUUGACCAACAGGGCCAUAUGAUUUAGCCAGAUCAAUCUUGUUCCCUUAUUCCACCAUUGCUCUCUAUUGAGCUGUACUGUAACCAAGUAAGUCCAAGACUGGAGAUGUGGUGUUUUUCCUGUACUUUAUCUUUUGACAUACUAGUAUGGCAUAUGACCGCAACCUUGCAGUAAUUUUCAUAAAAGCCUUAAUUAAUUGCAAACAUUGCCUUUCGUGAUAAGAUGAUCGAAUUUAACAUUGUUAGAAAUCCUCUUAUUCCCUUGUUUAAACAGGCUUUUUAUGAAUGCUCAUUUUCAUGUUGUCAUUUGAAGCAUUCAGUUGGGAAAUGAAAAAACCCAAAGCAUGUGGCUACUCCACUGAGCCGUGCCCCAAAAACAACAUUAGUGAAGUAGGGGAAAAGAAGGAUUGCCUUCCGUUGAAGCACCAUAACAGGAUAGACACGCCACUCUAUUGGCAUCUCAUAAUUCAAACAAGCAAUUAAUGGUGUCAGCGGUCUGGAAGUUGGUACAGUCUUGUACAGAUCAGCCAUUACAAAAGGCCUUGAGAUGAAUGUGAAAUGUGUUGCGCUUGAACCAACUGAGAUGUAUUACCUGAAUGCCAAAUGUCUGUGUUUGUUUUCAGUCGCCGAGAUGACAUGGAGUCGCUAGGAUACGUCCUGAUGUAUUUCAACAGAACCAGCCUGCCCUGGCAGGGACUAAAGGUAGGCCAGGCAGGUACUCUAGGGCUCCCAGUCCACUAAAUUGGUGGUUAAUAUUUCAUUAACUCGCCCCAGCUUUUCCUCCAUGCUUCUGCUACUAGCUUUUUUUUAAACAGAUUUUCAGCUGUCUCCAUAACAACCUGAAUUCAGCCGAUUUACCAUUUUCAUGACUUCACAUUGGCAUUACAUUUUUUUUACUCUAGCUGAAUGUUUUAAAUAGUUUUAUUCUCUGACAACUUCAGGGAACCAAUUUGUUUGUUUAGUAACAUUGCUUAAUGUGCCUCGUACAUUGCAGGGUAGUUUGUUAGCUAGUCUUACUAGUAGAUUAUCCCUAACUUUCCAUUCAAGUUGUAGUGUUACUUGAGGUCAGCUACUUCCCAAAGGUUCCCGCUAAUUACCUUUUAAAAAUGUAUAUAUCCUGCAGAGAAAUGGGGUGCCUCGAAUGUACAGUUUUAUGCUCUUCAUUGUAACCUCACCUAGACUUGCAUUUCCAACAUAAUGCCCUUUCUGACGCGGCAGAAAUCAGUGUCAGAGUGAGACGCUUAAUUUACAACGAGCAUGGUUAAAUAGGGAACACGAGGUCUGUGCUGUGUCUAAUUACAUGGAAGAGCAGCCUGCAGUACUAGUGCUUGAAACUCAAGUCCUCGGCAAGGUGUUUGGUACAGUGCCUUCAGAAAGUAUUCAUUCCCCUCGACUUUUUACACACUUCGUUGUUGCAGCCUCAAUUUAAAAUGGAAAUGCUUUUUUGUCACUGGCCUACACACAAUACCCAAUAAUGUCAAAGUUUUUAGAAAUGUGUACAAAUUACACUGAACAAAAAUAAACAUAACAUGUAAAGUGUUGGUCCCAUGUUUCAUGAGCUGAAAUAACAGAUCACCGAAAUGUUCCAUACGCACAAAAAUAUGAUUUUGUGCACAAAUGUGUUAACGUCCCUGUUAGUGAGCAUUUCUCCUUUGCCAAGAUAAUCCAGCCACCUGACCUGUGUGGUAUAUCAAGAAGCUGAUUAAACAGCAUGAUCAUUACACAGGUGCACCUUGUGCUGGGGACAAUAAAAGGCCACUAAAAUGUGCAGUUUUGUCACACAACACAAUGCCACAGAUGUCUCAAGUUUUGAGGGAGCAUGAAAUUGGCAUACUGACUGCAGGAAUGUCCACCAGAGCUGUUGCCAGAGAAUUGAAUGUACAUUUCUCUACCAUAAGCCACCUCCAACGUCGUUUUAGAGAAUUUUUCAGUACGUCCAACCGGCCUCACAACCGCAGACCACGUGUAACCACGCCAGCCCAGGACCAGACACAUCCGGCUUCUUCACCCGUGGGAUCGUCUGAGACCAGCCACCCGGACAGCUGAUGAAACUGAAGAGUAUUUCUGUCUGUGUUUUAAAGCCCUUUUGUGGGGAAAAACUUAUUCUGAUUGGCUGGGCCUGGCUCCCCAGUGGGUGCCCCUGCCCAGUCGUGUGACAUCCAUAGAUAAGGGCCCAAUUCAUUUAUUUCAAUUGACUGAUUUCCUUAUAUGAACUCUAACUCAGAAUUUUUUUUGAAAUUGUUGCAUGUUGCGUUUAUAUUUUUGUUCAGUAUAAUGAAAAGCUGAAAUGUCUUGGGUCAAUAAGUAUUCAACCCCUUUGUUGUGGCUAGCCUAAAUAAGUUCAGGAGUAAAAAUGUGCUUAACAAUUCACAUAAGUUGCAUGGACUCACUCUGUGUGCAAUAAUAGUGUUUAGCAUGAUUUGUGAAUGACCUUUUCAUCUCUGUACCCCACACAUACAAUUAUCUGUAAGGUCCCUCUGUCAAGCAGUGAAUUUCAAACACAGAUUCAACCACAAAGACCAGGGAGGUUUUAGGUUUUCUAAUGUGUCGCAAGAAGGGCACCUAUUGGUAGAUGAGUAAAAAUAAAAAAAGACAUUGAAUAUCCUUUUGAUCAUGGUGAAGUUAAUAAUUACACUUUGGAUGGUGUAUCAAUACACCCAGUCAUUACAAAGAUACAGUUGCCGGAGAGAAAGGGAACAGCUCAGGGAUUUCACCAUGAGGCCAAUGGGGACUUUGAGACAGUGACAGAGUUUAAUUGCUGUGAUAGGAGAAAACAACUGAGGAUGGAUCAACAACGUUGAAGUUACUCCACAAUACUAACUAAAUUGACUGAGUGAAAAGAAGGAAGCCUGUACAAAAUAAAAAAUAUUCCAAAACGUGAAUCCUGUUUGCAACAAGGCACUAAAGUAAUACUGUUUAAAAAGAAUUGCUAAGCAAUUACAUUUGGGUCCUGAAUACGAAGUGUUAUGUUUGGGGCAAAUCCAAUACAACACGUUAUUGAGUAACACUCCAUAUUUCCAAGCAUAGUGGUGGUUGCAUCAUGUUAUGGGCAUGCUUGUAAUUGUUAAGGACUGUGGAUAAAAAAGAAAUGGAAUGGAGCUAAGCACAGGCAAAAUCCUAGAGGAAAACCUUGUUUAGUCUGCUUUCCACCAGACACAGGGAGAUGAAUUCACCUUUCAGCAGGACAAUAACCUAAAACACAAGGCCAAAUCUACACUGGAGUUGCUUAAGAAGGCAGUGAAUGUGGCCAAGUUAGUUUGGACUUAAGUCUACUUGAAAAUAUAUGGCAAGACCUGAAAGUGGUUGUCUAGCAAUGAUCAACAACCAAUUUGACAGAGCUUAAAGAAUUUUAAAAAGAAUAAUGGGCAAAUGUUGUACAAUCCAAGUGUGGAAAGCUCUUAGAGAUUUACCCAGAAAGACUCACAGCUGUAAUCACUGCCAAAGGUGCUUCUGCAAAGUAUUGACUCAGGGGUGUGAAUACUUAUGUAAAUUAGAUAUUUCUCUAUUUCAUUUUCAAUACAUUUGCAAAAAAAUGUCGUUAUAGGGUAUUGUCUGUAGAUGGGUGAGAUUAUAUGUAUUUUUGAAUCCAUUUUGAAUUCAGGCUGUAACACAAUUUACCUGGUAAAAUAAGGGUUAAUAAAAUAAAAACAAUGUGGAAUAAGUCAAGGGGUAUGAAUACUUUCUGAAAGCACUGUACAUACCUACAGCACCAAGCCUUUCUUUACAUACUUACUUCCCCAAUUGCCCGGCCUAGCAGUAUGGACUAGGUCGUAAAACACAAUACUUGUGUACACAUAUUUGACCCAUGAAUAGUGUAUUACUCAGAAACACUACUUACUCUAAUGGCCCAAUAUUUCCCUCAGGUGGCUCUUUCAGUGCUAUAAAUCACAUCAGGCCAAACUAAUUCAUUACAUUCUUUUACAUUGUUUAUGGGCCACUGAUCUCACCAGUGGCAGUGAAGUGUGCGCGAAGGGAAACUGCAAAGGGUAGUGUUAAACUGUGGUGCACAACAUUUUCAUUUCUCGCCCACAUGUUCCACAGGCUGCCACAAAGAAACAGAAGUACGAGAAGAUUAGCGAGAAGAAGAUGUCGACUCCAGUCGAGGUGUUGUGUAAGGUGAGCGAGUGAAACCUUAGACAGUGUUUCCCAAACUCGAUCCUCAGGACCCCAAGCGGUGCAUGUUUUGGUUUUUGCCCUAGCACUACACAGCUGAUUCAAAUAAUCAACUAAUCAUCAAGCUUUGAUCGUUUGAAUCAGCUGUGUAGUGUUAAGGCAAAAAUCAAAACGUGCACCCCUUGGGGUCCCGAGGACUGAGUUUGGGAAACGAUGCCAUAGAAGGAUCAAAACCCUUCACGCCCACCUGCGGACUGAGUUUCUCGUAAAGGGAUUCCACUGUGUUAAAUGGAUAAACUCGGUGACAUGCCGUGCCACUAUUUUUAGUCAGGGUCACAGGGACAGAAAUGUAGAUGCUUACUAUGGAAGUCGAGAGAUUACUCGAGUCCAUUAGUGGCCACAUCAGCCAGUGAAGUACGUGCCUGGUUGCUAACUGUUGAAUGCUGUCUCUCUCGUAGUGUACAAGAGCAGAGAUGGUGGCAGGAGGUGCUAAUCUAAUCCAGUCUUUAAAUAGUGGCUGUUAUGCAUAGCCUUGGAACUGAAAGCGUAGUGGCCAUUGGUCAUUAAAAUACUUAAGUAGCUGGCUGAGAGUGCGUGCUCAAGCCUUGCAUUAGACUAUGGAGUAGCUUGUGUAACCUCACAAUCACUUUUUUCUGUCAGUAAUUGCCCUUAUUUUUACCAGAACACAUCUCAAAAUAAUGUAUUAGGCACUGUCUGUCAUUGUAAUGUAUACAUGACAAUAACCAAAACAGUUGAAAAAUGGAUAAAUAGAUAGCCUUCCACCUCCUAUGCUUGUUUUCAGGGAUUCCCUGCAGAGUUUGCCAUGUACCUGAACUACUGCCGUGGCCUGCGGUUCGAGGAGGCGCCUGACUACAUGUACCUGCGUCAGCUGUUCCGCAUUCUCUUCAGGUGCUCAUCAUUUCUCAAACUCUCUUACCUCUUUGUCCCCAAGGGAGCUGAAACACACACACACACCAAGUCAUGUAUUUUUUUCUCAGAACAACUUUGUGUUAGAAACAGAUAGUACUAGAUGUAAGUGUAGUGUCCUUUAUUGAACAAGAAAGUGAAAGGACAAACCGCUAUAGGUCUAUGUUUUGCAUGUAGUCUGUCUGCUUUCAUGUAUGUUUUAGGCUGAAAACAAAUUGUCCUUUGGGAACAGUAAAGAGGUGUUUAAUAAAGCAGAGCUCAGUGUGACAAUGUCUGAAUGUGUUUUUGUCCAGGACCUUGAACCACCAGUACGACUACACGUUUGACUGGACAAUGCUGAAGCAGAAAGCAGCACAGCAGGCCGCAUCCUCAGGGGGACAGGGGCAACCGGCACAAACCCCCACAGGCAAGCAAACUGACAAACCCAAGAGUAACAUGAAAGGUUAGUAGCAAAAAGCCUAGCGACGUUUGGAGUGCAAAAAUGGAGACGCCAAUUGCUUUCAUUUUCGUUCCCCCUUCAAAGUGGUAAAAAAAAAAAGUGGAUUUGGAACAUUCUCUCCCACCAGAUUAAUGAGGAAAAAGAAGGAAAAAAAGUGUUAGUUCGAGGAGGCCCCCAAAAGAUAAAGAGAUUCAAUUGGUCUGUCUUGCAGAUGCAAAGACGUCCUUGGGAAAUUUGACUACUAACUUUGUACCCAAAUGUCUUAAUUUUUCUCUGGGACAAAGGGGUGGCUUUAUAAUCUUCUGUGGAUGUUAAAAUCAUAGUGAUUUCCCUCUUUUGAAUUAACCCCUUCUCUAAAUGGGAUGUACGAUUGACUCUUGAUUUCUCGCAAUCAUUGUUCCUGGAUCUAACACUUGUUAAUCUUUAUUGGAGAUACUUGGAUGAGCAGGAGUGCUAUUCUAACCACACACUAACAAAGGUUUCAUACAUCAUGUUGGUGCAAUGGUAAUAAAUUGCUGUCUGUUUUCAUGUGUAAUUUAGUGCUCAUGUGAUGUGACUCUUGAAUGACCUCUUUUAAUUCCAGUCGCCCCCCUCCCUCUCGUAGAGGGUAUCCCGGGUGCCCAGGGUUGAUGGCGGAGGAGUCAACCCAAUUUUUCAAAAUACCUGAAGCAGUUUUCAUCAGGUGACGACUAGGAUUUCCACAGGGAUUAGGCUAUAGCCCAUUUUAGAUUUGUAAUCUCUGGCAUGAAAUUGCAGGGCGGCCUUGUUGGAUACCAACCACCUGACCUGUAUUAGGUUUAGUAGUAAAGGCACGUUUACAACAAGUCAAUGCCAACUACCUAUUACUUAAAACCACCACAGAGGUGUUCUAUUUUCCCCCCAGCCCAAAUGAAAUCAUGCCUGUCACAUUGACCUCAUCAGACCUCACUGCUCCACACACACCAUGUGUUUAUCCACCCACUGCAUGGAGGACUCUAAUGAAGCCCUCCCUCCGUUCCGUGUGUAUUAGUCCUGAUGUGCCAGCCUGGUUCAGACGGCUUAGGCAGGGCUGAAUUAAGUCCUCAAUACACAAUGGGAAUCAUCUGAGCUAUGUGGAUUAAGUAUGAAUUAUUAGACCAACAUGUUUUGGGGGUUGAGUGCAGGUUAAUUGGAGAGAGAGAAAAAGGCCCAAUGUAUGUUGGUGACGUGACACGGAUGGCACCCCUGAGAGGGCUCAGUGUAUCAGUCCUGCUCUUCCCCAGCACGCCAGCCCCUCUGACUUAGCAGAGGGGCGACCAUUUUGUGUGACGUAUUGUUGGUCAAAUCCUGCCCCAAACAGGGCUUCCGGUGGCUUAUAUUUACUGAUGGUUAUAGUUUUUUUUUGUAUGAGAUGCUUUCUUUCGAUGACGUCAGGCAAAUCCUUUUCUGCCCCGCUGUCCGGGCACGACUAAUGACAGUGCUCUGUCUCCGCUCUGCCGAGAAGAGCUUUGAAAGCCAUUAAAUAUGAAUAUGAAAUCAAAGCAGGAGGACACUCUCUGCCCUGCUCCCUCCUCUCUCUUCCCCUCUUUCAAGGCACAUCCACAUCAUGGCAGUGAACAAGUGCUGUGAAUAGAGGCUAGUUAUAAAUAGGAUUUGCUGAUGACGUGGUAUUAGUCUAAUACUUUGUGUGCACUGUCUGUUUUAGCAUGUGGACUCCAUGCGCACAGUAGCUUGCAGCACAGUUGAGCGCUGCUUUAUGUGCCUUCCUGCAGGGGUGGAGAGACCGAAGUUUUCCUUACUGAACGGAUAAAAAAAGGACCUUUGUUAACGGACCCCCUGCUCACAAGCAAAGCUAAAGAAAUAUCCUCUUUCUCAUUUCUCAUGUUUUUGUAUAUAAAAGGACAUCUAUUUCUAGGUCUGGUGACGGUAGUUAUUUGUUCUCUGCUACUCUCUGUCCCUUUAAGAUAACUAUGCCAGUGAAGGGUGCUGAGUACCCACAGCCAGGAAUUUAAAUAGCCAAGCUCUGAAGUAUUGGAGCUUGAAAGAACUUGCUGGUUUCUUGGAUACCAAUUUGAGUUGGCUACUCUGUUAGCCUUGUAACAAUGGAAAACUUGUUAAUGCGAGUUUGCGUUUCAGCCCUCCUGUAUUGCCCAAUUGCCUCGUAUUAUGAUAUUUGUUUAGAGCAUGCCACGUUGAUAUAAUCAGGGAAACACAAGUGGCUAACUCUCAUAGCAUACUCCAUUAACCCAGGCCUUUACUCUCUAAAACAUUUUGAUCAUCACAUGGUCAUUUAGUGUCUGUGUAGGGCCUAAAUGUCAUCGUCAUGUUGCUGUGAAGUCUUCUAAAGGGUAUUUGCUAUAUUAGAAGAGGCUUGUUCUAUUAAUAGCUCACAUAUGGAGAAUUGAGCUGCCCUUUCACCCCUGUGAGUGUGGCUGGUCUUUUCCAUCAGCUGGCCCCUCCACUCCAACUAAACGAAACAAGGACACUUGAAACGGCAGGAACCUCCUUCAUAUCCGUGUGUUUCUUUCAUCAUCGAACCAAUGACUCACAUUGACGUCCAUUAAAUAAGCAAAAGCUGCAGAGCGUUUCAUGUGUAAUUCAGAACCAUUACUUUUGCUUAUUUCUCCGGCGGAUUGAUCCUCUGGUGGCUCUCUGUAGACUCUCCCAUGUAAUGCCUGCAGCAAAACUGCACCUUUCCUUUGAGUCCUACCACAUCGGAGAGAAUUGCUGUAGCAGAAGGAGGUGACUCAUAUGGGUGUUCGUGUCAAAAAUGCUUCACAUAUCACUCAGAUCUGAUGAGAUCAUGUCCAGACUUGAGCUGCACUCAUCUAAACUCACUCGGUGAGGCUCAGAACGCAUCAUCAAGGUGUGAAGGCUUGCUUGAGGAAGACAAAAGAUUGUCAAAGCCCAUGAGAAAGAUUGAGGAAUCCUCAUACAUCUUAGGGUUACCCAAUCCUGUUCUGCCCAUGUUCCUCUCCUUUGGAUUGGCGACUCUCUAAAGGCCAGCUGCCACAUCACUGAGCUGCAUGGGUGUGGCUAUGGAGAUGGAAUGCAUGUCAUUGGGUAAUGGCUGUCUGUAAAGAUUACCUUCCACUGCAGUGAAGCAUGAUGGGAGUUUGACUCACACAGGCAAGCCACAUCCCCAUUUUGUCUUUAGAAGUGUUUUUGUUUGAUAUCUCGGUUGAACUACGCCCUUUAAAAAUAGAUUUAUUGAUAAGCCGCAUCGUUUCCUUAUGCGCUUUCCACUUGUCUUUCUGUCUAUACCCACUCUCUGGUACACUACACAGCUGCUGUUGUCUUCUGUACUAGUUGUGAACCUCUUAAGGUGGUGGUGAAUGUCUUCAUUACAGGAGGCUCAGAGUAAAGGCUCCAUAAAUGUUUGAUUCCCCCCUCUCAGGCACUCUGCAGCAGUGGGUCCCAGCUUGCUGCAGAGCGGGACUGAUGACUGGGCACUUUUUUUAUUACAGGGCUGGAAAACUGCCGUGAUUUACUUGGCCUUGUUGAUAGCAGUCGCUCAACCCUUUUUGAUAAAGAUAACCCGUUGUUCUACUUGAUGUGUAACCUACGGCCUCUCUGUCUCUGUCUCUAUCUCUUCUCGUUUCUCUUGCAGGUUUCUGA
Messenger RNA from Coregonus sp. 'balchen', 26029 nucleotides. NCBI's taxonomy places the organism in Eukaryota, Metazoa, Chordata, Actinopteri, Salmoniformes, Salmonidae. The record is from the annotation of a GenBank genome assembly.